This is a messenger RNA of Humulus lupulus (European hop), 1476 nucleotides long. RefSeq lists its product as uncharacterized. Bases 1 to 1476 code for a protein of 491 amino acids. Gene Ontology annotation, molecular function: nucleic acid binding. The record is from RefSeq and is a predicted model, not a curated record. The transcript is spliced from 4 exons. NCBI's taxonomy places the organism in Eukaryota, Viridiplantae, Streptophyta, Magnoliopsida, Rosales, Cannabaceae.
AUGGCGAUAUUCUCUGACAUGGUUGAGAAAGGGAUUGAGAUUUUUAUGGAUGAUUUUUCGGUUUAUGGGUCUUCUUUUGACAAGUGUUUGACUAAUCUGGAGUUGGUUUUGAGGAGAUGUGAAGAGUCGCAUUUAGUACUUAAUUGGGAGAAGUGUCAUUUUAUGGUGAAUGAAGGAAUUUUAUUGGGGCACAAGAUUUCUAAGAACGACAUUGAAGUGGAUCGGGCCAAGAUUUCUACGAUAGAGAAUUUGCCACCUCCAAUUUUAGUUAAAGGAGUGAGGAGUUUGUUGGGCCAUGUAGGGUUUUAUAGAAGGUUUAUCAAAGAUUUCUCCAAGAUCUCAAAGCCGCUGUCCACCUUGCUAAUGAAUGGGGUUCCGUUUGAUUUUGAUGAAAAGUGUCACCAAGCUUUUAAGAUACUUAAGGAGAAAUUAAUUUCAACACCUAUAGUUGUAGCACCUCAAUGGGAUUCGCCAUUUGGAUUGAUGUGUGAUGCUAGUGAUUUUGCAGUUGGGGCAGUGUUGGGACAAAGAGUUGGCAAGGUAUUUCAAACGAUUUAUUAUGCAAUUCGUACCUUGAAUGAUGCUCAAAUUAAUUGUGCAACUACGGAGAAGGAGUCAUUGGUCAUAGUGUUUUCCUUUGAUAAGUUUAGAUUGGAGGUUGAUGAGGAUUCUCUUGAUAAAGAAGUUCAGAUUAAUGAUAUUUUUCAUGAUGAGCAUUUGUUUGAAGUAAGUGUUUGUAAAGAUGUUCCAUGGUUUGCAGACUAUGUAAAUGUUUUGGCUGCAAAGGUUAUACCUCUUGAGAUGACAAGGCAACAAUUGAAGAAAUUCUAUUCGGAGACAGGGAAUAUAUCAAGAAGAGAUCAAAUGCCAAUGAUUGGUAUUUUGGAGGUCGAGUUGUUUGACGUUUGGGGAAUAGACUUUAUGGGACCUUUUCCGUCAUCGAAAGAUUGGUCAAAGAAGCUCGAUGAUUCACUUUGGGCUUAUCGCACUGCAUUUAAAACUCCGAUUGGUAUGUCACCAUAUCGAUUGGUGUUUGGUAAGGCAUGUCACUUACCGGUGGAACUUGAGCACAGAGCUUACUGGGCUGUGAAAAAGUUAAACAUUGAUCUCUUUAUGGUGGGACAAAAUAUGCUUAUGGAGUUAAACGAGCUUGAUGAAUUCCGAAAUGAAGCUUAUGAGAAUGCGAGGAUUUAUAAAGAGAAGUUGAAGGCCUUUCAUGAUAAGCGGAUAUUGAGGAAGGAUUUUCAACCAGGAGAUAAAGUGCUGGUAUUUAAUUCAAGACUUAAGCUCUUUCCUGGUAAAUUGAAGUUAAGAUGGUUAGGACCGUACACGGUAGUUGUUUCCCUUCCUUAUGGAGUAGUGCAAGUUCAUAGUGAAAAGACGGGACAUUUUAAGGUGAAUGGUCAGAGAUUGAAGCAUUAUUUAGAAGGCCUGGUGGAAAAAUGCAAGUCCAUGGUGAUUUUGGAAUUAGUCUGA